Messenger RNA from Paramuricea clavata, 4985 nucleotides. NCBI's taxonomy places the organism in Eukaryota, Metazoa, Cnidaria, Anthozoa, Malacalcyonacea, Plexauridae. The record is from the annotation of a GenBank genome assembly.
AUGCACGUUCAUUAUAAUUCUGUUCGCGUGUUAAGUACAGCAUACAAAAGACUUAUUAAUUUACAUUUUCCCUUAGGAAGAAGUUGUGAUGAAUUAUACCAAUUGGGUAAGGGGGUUACCAGCGUUUAUAAAAUUGAUCCGAAUGGUCUAGGAGAUUUUGAUGUUCCAUGCGAUAUGGAAACCGCUCUAGGGAGGGGCUGGACUAUUUUCCAAAGGCGUGUAGAUGGCUCUGAGGACUUUUGCAGAAACUGGACUGAAUACAAAACAGGAUUUGGAAAUUUGUCUGGUGAAUUUUGGCUCGGUUUGGACAAGAUUCAUCGCCUCUCAGCCAGUGGACAGAAUGUACUGAGAGUUGAUCUCGAGAGUUUUGAGAACGAGACAGCUUAUGCAGUUUAUCAAUUAUUUUCUGUUGAAAAUGAAAACAAGGCUUACCUUUUGAAUGUUGACAACUACUCAGGUAAUAUCGAAUAUGUUAGAGUUAAACACCGAGGGCGGAGGUAUUUUGUCAUAUACAUCCCGAGGGCCGUAGGCCCUAGGGAUGUAUAUGACUAAAUACCGACGCCCGAGGUGUUUAACUAACUUAUUUCAUGAUCUGGAGGUUUAUUUCCAAAACAGCUCUUACGCUUGUGGGACGUAACACAAGGCUGAGUAUGCGCACUAUAUACGCUUUAAAAUGUGGUCAAGCACGCGCAGUAUAUCAUUUCACGUCCCACAAGCGAAAGAGCAGAUGUUACUGUAUAAAUUCCCUGCACAAGCAAGUUUGGUGGUUGAUCCAGCUAGUCCUCGUGCGCCGAAUGAUACUUACUCUUAGGGGCCGACCAUUUAACUUUUGAGGGGGGAGGGGGGGUGAUUUUGAAAAAAAAUUUCCUGCAAGGCUAUUCUGGACAAAAAAAAUACCUGCACUAACAAACUGGGGAAAAAAUAUCCUGCCCCAGUAUUUGGUGGGGAAAAACAUGUUGCAAAACAGCAUGGUUGCAGGGAUCGAUUUGACCAGUCCCAGAAGAUCAGCUGGUUUGAUUUUCAGGGACUGGUGUAAGGUUAAUAUCUUGUUGGAAAACUCCUCAAAAUGCUGGAAAUAGCUUAUCUGAGCUUCAAAAAAUCCAAAAUUUUCUGGGGGGCCAUGCCCCCAGACCCCUCUAGAGGCUCGCAACUGCGGUGGUCGACUCUGUUGUUGCUGCCCUAUGACGUAUACUUAUUAGUUAAACCAUGCAUAUAUAUGCUGUAGGUAGCUGCAGUGAUACAGACAGGGCUGUAGCAAGGGGGGUAUUGGGGGUGGUUAACCCCCCCCCACCCAACUUUUUUAGAAUCAACAUAUUCAGAAAAUCGGGUUGGCCAUUCGGAAAAUUACGGCAAUUAUUUAAUAGUAGAACAAAAUUUUAGUUGUUAAACAGAGAAAAUAUUAUAAAAUUGUAUUGUCACAAUAAAUUGUAAGCAAAUUGUAAAUUUCGUCAUACUAAAACGCUUUUUUCUGACCAUCAGCAUUCUUCUCAAAACUUCCCCAAAGUCCAGGAAAUGGCAUUUCAAAAAUUUCCUCGGGCCUCCGGCCCUGGUUUUCUGCUCCCAAUUAACAAAAGCUCCCUACCGCACUGCUUCUGUAAUAUGUCUGUGCGUAAAUUAUGCAUAUUUUUGUUAAUUGUAAAUUACGUCUUCAUUUUCCGAAUAGCAAACACCUUCAUGGCUAAUAGUAUGCCAUGAUAUAUUCGGAAAUUAUUUUCGUCAUUCGGAAAUUUUUGGCCUACACCCCCCCCCCCCAACUAUACAUGCUAGCUACGGCCCUGGAUACAGACUUGCCGACUGGAACUUCUCCAGGUCCCCCGCUAAUUAUGUCCUCUCCAGUUGCACAUCUUUAAAAAAGGCACUGAACCAAAUGUUAUACCUCAUAGCAAAAUGUAUUAUUAAGAGCAAUGCAUGAAGCUAAAAAACUCAACGUUAACUAUAAUCUAAAUAGUAUAAGCUAUUGAAAAAAAAAUGCUGCGAAAGAAAGUGUGGCAAAAAAAAAAUCGUACAUGGUGAUGGUGAUAAAAAAAUAUCUUGCACAUAACGAUCCCAGAAAAAAAAUUCCCUGCCAGCAGUAAAUCACCCCCCCCCCCUCAAAAGUUAAAUGGUCGGCCCCUUACCUAAUGGUAGAGUUUUGACGGGCUCUGAUGUACACGGCUGUUGUCUCUUUCCCGACUGGAGACGGUACAGCGUUUAUCGAGUUGGGAAAGAGACUAACCUCUCAUUAGGUACUUACCCAGAUAAGUACAUCAUGAGUAUAGUUUUAGUGAGGUAUUUAUCUAGAUAAAUACCUCAUUAAACUAUUCAUGAGGUAUAUAUCUAGUUAAAUACCUCAUGAAUAGCUUAAUGAGGUAUUUAUCUAGAUAAAUACCUCAUUAAACUAUUCAUGAGGUAUAUUUAAGGGUUAGAGACUGAUGUGAGUGUUUUGUUUACAAAUACAAGCACGAGCUGACUGUACAAUGAACGAGAAAUUUUCAAUGCUGAACGAGGCGAAGCCGAGCUAGUGCAGUAUUGAAAAUUUCGAGUUCAUUGUACAGUCAGCAAGUGCAUGUACAUGUAAACAAAACACGAACUUAAAGUCUCUAACCCAUUUAAUAUAUUAUCUGAGUUUACUGCUUGCAUGCAAUUAUACUGUACGCCUUUUGUAAACAAAACAAAACAAAACAAAACAAAACAAAACAAAACAAAACAAAACAAAAUUAAAUUAAAACAAAGCAAUUCCAGUUUGGAAAAGAACAUUUAUUACCACAUUUUCAUCAUAAGUUUUUACCAAUAGUCUAAUUUUAAGUACAUUGCAAAAUAAUUGCGUACAACUGUUUUUAAAACAAGACAACGAAUACAAUGAAAAACUCGACUAGACUUUUUAAGCUGGAAUUUUACACGCGACAAAAUCGUGAAAAGUCAGUUUUUGCUUCGUUUAUUCACCUUGAAAGAUGACAAUGCACCAGUUUGUUUGGCUUUUUAUACUUUUAGACACUGCAUUAUACAAUUUGAUUAAUUUCGUCUUCACUGACUCGUGUAAACCUUGAACCGACAACCUUGCGGGAAGCCAUUUUCAAUAAUGCACGUUUUUUAUGCGUUAUUGUCAAUAAUGCACUCGCAGAAUUCGUUGUUUCCAGGUAACAAAAACACACGUGAUCGAUUUUGACCAAUGGCGUGCGUGUAUUUUGUACAGUGAACGAAGAUUAUAUAUUAAAUCUAGAUAAAUACCUCAUGAAUAGUUUAAUGAGGUAUUUAUCUAGAUAUAUACCUCCUCAUGUGUGUAUUGAGCAAUUCAAAUUCAUACAUCAGCCCCGCUCUUCCCUGCUGAAAAUCAAAUCCCUCCCCGGGCUUUCAGAUGGACGAGUAAUUACGCUAGAUACAAGGUCUUGAAUAACAAAAGAAAGCGACUCAAUCAUGAAAUAAAUAGAUAUAAAUCCCUUGCAUGCUUGUAUUGGGAGAAUAAUUCUUAAAUUAACUCGUUAAUAAUACACAAGGGAAACCAACAAAACACAAAGGAAACCGACACCGUAUCGUUGUCUUCAUACCACGGUAAUAAACGCUCAUAAAUGAACUCAUCUAUCGCCUUGAAUUGAUCUUUAAUUAAAAAAUUAAUAAUAAUUAAUGAGGAAAAGACAAAGGAAAUCACUGCCGUGUCGGUGGUUUUAUACGCGAUAAAAAUCAUGAUAAUUUACAUAAACUCUAGCUUUGAUUUUCUCUGCUUAAACAACGUCUCUUUUUAAAAUUUCUUGGCCAAUGAACUCAUAAGAUGGGUGGUUUUUAAGCUAUUUAAAUCACUCGCAGUCUGUGCUUUAUCAGAUAUAAAAUACUCGGCUAUUGCCUCGUGUUUUAUAUCUGCUUAAAGCACCUCUGCUCGUAUUUUAAAUAGUACAUACAAGUUUGUUUGAGUAAAAUUUUGCGUGAAACGAUUCACCCAGUCACUCAAAAUAGUGACUCAAAUUUACCAAAUUUAUGAGAAAAUUUACUCAAUAUUUUGAGUAAGAUAAAUGCACCCACAGUCACUCAAAUUGCUGGGUAAAGCGUUGACUUACUCAUAAAUUAACUCACAGGCGACAUUAACGUUUUAUAUAUUUUUCGGUAAAGACUGGGAAUAUCAGCGAUUUUCUUAACUGCGAAUUUUACUUAACAUUUAGUAAGCAAAUUCUCGAUCUCAAUUCUUAUUAAAAUAAACGAAGCCACAUGCAGUGACUUAAAUUUGAGUAAAAUUGAGUAAAACUUUGAUUUUCUCAUUAAAAAUUUCAAAUAUUGAUUUUACAACACUUCAUUUUGAGCAUUUCACUAAAAAGUAAUUUCCAAGCUUCAAGUAAAAUUUGAACUUUAAUUUUUUUACAUGGACCAUGCAAAUAGUAAAAUUGUGGUUACUUUAACACUGGAAACUUGAGAAAAAGAGUAAAUAACAGAAACAACAUUAAAACCCACAAGCAAGAGCGUCAUAACCUGGAGGGAUGGGAUGAGAGAGCAUCUCGCCUCCACUAUUUGGGUUGGGGAUGAAUAUAUAAUUAUCCUUCUAUUUUAACAUAUACCACAAAAAUAACAAAAGUACAGGAUUACAUGCCUCCAGGUCUUUUGACCUGCUCUGCCUGCCCACUUUCUGGAUUGGUGCUCUUGCAUACAAGGAUGCUCCUACAAGUUUCAUAUAUAUUCAGUGACUUAAUUGGUCACGAAUUAUUAAUUUGUUUGAACUUACGUUGCAUGUUUCCUUUAAAGGGACGGCUGGAGAUUCAUUAUACUAUCACAAUGGCAUGAAAUUCACCACCCAAGACGUCGACAAUGAUCUCAACGAAGGCGUACACUGGUCGCACAGAAACUGUGCACAGGAGCGGCAUGGUGGAUGGUGGUUUAAUGAUUGUAGCGAGGCACACCUGAAUGGUGCAUAUCUACGCGGUCAUCACAAUCAGGAAUGGAAAGGUAUAUGCUGGUAUCGUUUUAAAGGAGGAUAUUAUUCUUACAAAGUCACCGAAAUGAAAGUAGGACGUGACAAGACUUAA